UUGGUCCCUUCCCGUCGUCAAUUCCCCCACGUGAAUUUCCAUCCCCGCCAACUCUUCCUAUCCAUUAUCGAACCAUCAUGGCCAAGACAAAGUCCAAGAAGCGCAAACAAGCGCAAGCUCAAGUCCAAUCCGAAAACCCUCGGAAGGUCGCAAAGACCACUUCCCCUUCGAUCCCGACGCCUCCUCCCGAUGGCACGACCACGCACUUCGAGCCCAAGAACCUCCAUACCGUUGUGUCCGAAGAAGAGCUCGAGAUUACCAUCGACACACUCAAUUCGCUCGCCCAGUACCCUGGCUUGAUCAAGUCAAAGCUGUGCAAGGACUUGAGAGUUGCUGUUUACGACUUCAGACAAGCUUGCACGACUGGCGUCAAUAAUGCUGCUGGUGCGAACCUCACGGCGCAGGUCACUGCUGCUCUUGCCGAUCGGAAAUAUACCGAAGCCCGAAUUCUGCUUGCAGAGAUGAAGAUUCGUGGCGAGCAGCCCAAGCUCGGUGCUCUUUGUCGAUGGGUUCGAGAUCUUGAUGUAAUCAGUGGUCUGUCGACGAUUCCCGAUCAGCAAGGGCUUGUCAAGCGCUCAGAGAGGGAAGAGACACUCAUCAAGGUGAUUGAUGCGGUGCUUCGAGUUUGCGGCCAUGAAGACCGAAACCCAAAUGCGAUCAUCCAGCCUUCAUCAAUCGCACUCCAGGAGAUUUGGGAUCUUCGUCCCGAUACUUCAACCGAGCAAGUCUAUGCCUCGGUCCUCGAUGGCAGUCUCGUUGCUUCGGCGCCCGAGUCUCUCAAGAAGAACAUUCGCAUCAUCGAGACAACACCCGGCCCCGAGCGCAAGCCGCCGAACCAUCACGACGCCAUCCUUUACGCUUCGACACCCGAGGCUGUUCCUCUGUCGACAACGCCGCCGCCGACGGCACAUCGACCACAUCCUGUCGUCCAGGGCCUCAGCGUGGCCACGAAUGUUCUCUACCCCGAAGAGUGCAAAGCUAUUAUAGCCGCGGGUGAAUACGUCAAUUUCGUACCUGACGCACCGCUUCGGGAAGAUGGCGACAUCAGCAUUCUAGCGCACAACUUUUACUGGGUUGUCGAUAAGACCUUUCACGACACGCUAUGGUCGCGCAUUCAACCUUUCGUGCCCGUGUCAAUGAACGGGCGCUUGGCUCGUGGCAUCAACCGCCGCUUCCGAGUGUAUCGCUAUGUCCCAGGAGCAGAGUAUCGAGCACACAUCGACGGCGCGUGGCCCCCGAGCGGCAUUACGAAGGAAGAUAAAUACGUAUAUGACGACUCGCCGGACGAGAAGAAGCAGAGCUCGCUGUUUACGUUCCUGAUCUACCUCAAUCAAGACUUUGAGGGCGGCGAAACCACAUAUUUCCUCCCGGCUGCGCGAGAAGGAAUCCUGAAUGCAUACCCUGUUCGUCCAGUAAUGGGCGGCGCGGCUAUCUUCCCUCAUGGUGAGAUCAACGCGACAUUGCAUGAAGGCACCGGUGUGCGAAAGGGAGCGAAAUACGUCAUCCGAACCGAGAUAGAGUACGACGUCGAACCGACGGAAGAAGUCAAGAUCUGAAUGGAGCACAAGGUUUCGGGUACAAACAAAUUGGAUACAUGAACGGCUGGACCGGGGAAAAGUAUUGUUACGCUACUUACGUCUAAUGAACAUCAUUGAUCAACUACUCUGUCGCUGUAGUCUCACCCUCGGCUGGCUUGCGUCCCCAAACAAUACGUUGCAAGUAGUAAGCGUGCGCCGGCUUCUUGGACUUCAACUCCCUCCUCAGCUGGGCACAGUACAGAUGGACCUGUUCCUGAGUCCAUCCCUCAAGAAGCGUAGCCAUGAACGAGAUGUGUCCCUCUACAUCGGAUAGAAUGCUCAUUGUUGUGAACCUUCCAAUCUCCUUGAGUCGCUCAUCUUGCGGCCAAUCGCCAACAGGAACCUUGAUCGUCUUGGACUGGAUGUCCACGAAACCAGCGGCCUUGAGACCCUUCUCCUGCAGAUUAUCUGGAAGAGGGGUGAACACGCGACCGAGCUUUUUGCCGCCUUCGUGGAAGAACUUGCCCCAUUCUGCAAUGGCGCUACCAGGUUUGAGACUGUCGUCGUCGCUGCGGCCCAUGGGGUCACCUUCGUGGGAUUCGAUCCAGCCGCCGGGCUUGGUUACUUGGUACGCGCGCUCGUACAAGGCGUACCAGUCGGGCACGCUGCCGUAGAGGAAACGGAGGUGGACGAAGUCGGCGGAGUUGGGAGGGAACGUCCAGUCGAGGGUGAAGUCUUCGAUCUCGAACUUGACGUUCGGGGGAACCCAGCUAGAGGCUCUUAGGUCAUGCUGCUGUAGUUGGAGCUGGAGACUCACGUUGGCUGGAUGGGCGAGAUGUCUGUACCGAUGACCUCCGCCUCAGGGAACUCAUCGCCAAAGUCCAUGGCCCAAAUCCCAGUGCCGGUUCCGAUGUCGAGGACUUUGCUGGGCUCUUUGACGGGAGCGAGGAAGAGCUUGCCGUCCAUGAUCAACGUGGAAGUAUGAUGGAUAAUGUCCAGAGCCUCAGAGGCCUGGUUGUCGUUGGACGCCCAGUACUGGGCAUCGCCUCGCUCGGCGUGGUAUGUCCGCCCGUUGAUGGUUCGGUACUCGAGAAUGCUGGAGUUGAUACUGGCGGUAGAACUAGCAGCGUCGUCGCCUAGCGCAGAGUCGGAAUCCGAGUUAUCUGUAGCUUCAGUGUUCUAAUUGAGUUAAUUAACAAGUCAUCGUCCGUGUAAUGCUCAUGUAUCGUACCUCCCAGUGCGUCGG
Molecule: messenger RNA, 2763 nt
Organism: Fusarium odoratissimum NRRL 54006
Lineage: Eukaryota; Fungi; Ascomycota; Sordariomycetes; Hypocreales; Nectriaceae
Exons: 2
Coding region: 78-1556 (492 amino acids)
Biological process (GO): peptidyl-proline hydroxylation to 4-hydroxy-L-proline
Cellular component (GO): endoplasmic reticulum
Molecular function (GO): procollagen-proline 4-dioxygenase activity; L-ascorbic acid binding; iron ion binding
Source: RefSeq, a predicted model, not a curated record